Mesocestoides corti is the source of this 1830-nucleotide messenger RNA. Lineage: Eukaryota; Metazoa; Platyhelminthes; Cestoda; Cyclophyllidea; Mesocestoididae. The record is from the annotation of a GenBank genome assembly.
AUGGAGUCUUUUGCUGACUUUGAAAAUGCGACCGUUUUAAAUCCAAAAGCGCCAGUCGAUGAGGAAGGCAAACCUUUGGAACGAUGGGCUCCACUUGGGGCCAAUGAUAGUCCUGAUCUUAGCUGGGAAGAUAACCUGUCUGCAUCCGAUAGUGUAUCAACAAAUAAGCUCCAGAGUAUUGUCGAGGAACACGAACUGUUGAAUUCUUCAUUGCUAUCUCUUACCUCCCACUUUGCUCAGGUUCAAUUCCGCCUUGAACAAGUUCUUCAAGCUGAUCCAGAGCAGAAGGAAGCUCUUCUCAGGGAUCUCGAACAAUUUGCGUGGAAAGGUGUGCCAGACUUACACUUACUGCGAUUAAACAAUUCAGUUUGCCAGUCUCAAAACGUGGACAAAGAAUCCCAAGAAGAGUGCCAAAAAAGGCACAUGGCAAUUAUCAUCGAACAACUGAAGGCUCAGCUGCAUGAUUUGGAACAGUUCGCAUACAGGAGUGGUGAAAUUCAGCAACCGCCAACUCUGAAUGUUCUGGAAAAACAGAGACUUGUAUUGGAAGAACUCGGCAACAAACUGGGCCUCAAUGUUUCUGAGAUCCCAUCAAUGACUGAAGAAGAGAUAAAAGAAAAAGUCAAUGCCGGCGUGACUCAGCUUACAAACCCAAUCAAGACCAAGGAAGCUUUAGUUAAUCAACUGAAAACUCAGAUAACGGACCUAGAACGGUUUAUUGAAUUUCUUCAUGACGAAGGUGCACCCGAUUCCGCAAUCGGGAAGGCCCUCGAGGCUUUCAGGCGGUACCAACAGGAACGCCGUUCCAGAACAGCUUCAACAACUCAGCAACUGGAGGGCGAUGAACUUGGAAUCGACGAGGGUGGAUUCCACAUAGGUGUCAGGAGAAACAAAACCGUCAUUCUAGCUGGUGAAUUGAGCCAAUUUUUCUAUUUUUAUUCAUUUUCUUCGCAGAAGACAGUCGGACUGAUUACGCGAGCACUCACACUUCUUCAGGUCUUCGUUACCACGCAACUGGCGAGCCGGCGAGCUGAGGCACAGGUGCGGGCCAUGAAGUAUGCACACACUGCGGCUGCUCGGAAAAAUGAAAGCCAUGUAGAUACAGAGAAGUCUCGUCACUGGGGUGAUGUUCGAGCUCGCCUCGAGAUAGUCAUAGAUGCGGUGCUAGAGAAGGCCCAACGGUUUCACCUUGUUCGACAGCAACAGCACCACAGCCCGCAAUCAUCCACUGCUGUCCCUUCUUCCGAGGAUUCCGACAGUUUUAUAACAGACCUCCACGAUGUGGACUCCGCAAAAGCAGAACGAGAGCUCUACCUGGUCGUAAGCAAACAACUUUGUCCUGCUCUUGGGGCCCUGAUUGAGCACGGCUCGCGUCUGCCGGCAACGAGGGACGUGCAUGUGGGCGAGGGUGCGACCUCAGGGUUGGCGGCCAUCCUCUCCUUUCUAGGAUGCUUCUCUCGAAACCGUCUCCACGGCCCAGGUUACCACGACAAUCUCGUUGAUGAUGAUGAGGAAGGCGAAGACGAUGACAGGUAUUACAUUGAAUCCGAGGAGGAAACUGAGGCUCGCAUCCUUCGUAAAAAACACGCCCAGUGCUCGGCGUGGACCAUCUUCCUCAAAUACUACAUCAUGACGAAUGGCCGAGCGUUCAAUGAUACACCGGCUCGCAAAUUAUCUCAAAGCUUCUCAUUGGACAUUAUUGGGGGCACAAUAAUCACGACGAAGCAGCACCUACUCAGUUCGAUAGGCACAGUUUUACAGGAGUUCAAUAAAUACAAACGAAGUGAGGACGCUCAGUUCAAGGCCUUAGUUUGUAUAGGUCUCAAGUAA